AUGGCAGCCAACAGGUUGAAAGGUGUACUCGCGCACCUUGGCGCGUCGCCCAAGCCUCUUCCUACCUUUGAUGAGCUACCCAAUUUCAAGGAGUUUCCGGGAUGCGCGUGGGCGGUCUGGGGAGGUAGUGACCAACUUGGGACAAUCAAUCUCCUGACGGACGAGGUGGUGAAAAGGGCAGCCCAAGAAGAAAUUAGGUCAGGGAAGUCGGUGUGUUUGAAUUGGCCACUGAACUUUCCAGAGAAGCCUAUGUUCAACCGCAAAUCGCCUGAUAUCCUCAGCAAAGUCCGGAGCCCACCAGGAAUAACGAGAGACGACGAGAUCCAUAUCAAUACACAAUCUGGGACCCAAUGGGACGGCUUAAAGCAUUUUGGCUUGAUCGAACAUGGCGUAUUUUAUAACAAUACGCCGGCCACUGAACUUCCCAUUGGAAAGUUCACAUACCCAGACCCGCUGAAAGUUGAUCCGGAAAUGAUCAAACUGGGCAUACAAAACUGGGCGCAGCACGGAAUUUGCGGCCGUGGUGUUUUCCUCGACCUCGUCAAGUUCUUCACUGACUCGGAGAAGGCACUUCCGUACGACCCCUGGGCCACACACGGCAUCAGCGUGAAAGACCUCGAGGCUUGCGCCAAGUACCAAGGAACUCAGUUCAGACAAGGCGAUAUCCUCCUUCUCCGUGUAGGCUUCAUGCAGAAGUACAAUCGGAGCACUCAAGCCGAAAAAGAUGCCCUCGCCAACAAGCCUGAGACUUUUGCUGGAAUCGAACAAUCGACUGAGAUGAAGCGUUUCUUGUGGGAUAACCAUUUUGCUGCCAUAGCUUCUGACCAGCCAGCUUUGGAGCGUUGGCCAGUACCAGCGGGUGUUCCCCAUAUGCAUCAGGCUAACUCUACUAGGGUACGUGCCAAAGCUUCAGCACCCAAAUACAAUUCGAUGACUAUUUUUUUCCAACGUUUUAGUCUCUGGGGCAUGCCAAUUGGUGAAUUCUUCGAUCUCGAAAAGCUGUCGCAGGUGUGCGCUGAGACGCGGCGCUACACGUUCUUCUUCUCCUCUUGGCCGCUUAACAUUCUCGGUGGUUGUGCAAGCCCACCUAACGCAGCAGCGCUUUUUUGA
Molecule: messenger RNA, 1110 nt
Organism: Pleurotus ostreatus (oyster mushroom)
Lineage: Eukaryota; Fungi; Basidiomycota; Agaricomycetes; Agaricales; Pleurotaceae
Exons: 14
Coding region: 1-1110 (369 amino acids)
Molecular function (GO): arylformamidase activity
Source: RefSeq, a predicted model, not a curated record